Messenger RNA from Ogataea philodendri, 2136 nucleotides. RefSeq lists its product as uncharacterized. The record is from RefSeq and is a predicted model, not a curated record. Gene Ontology annotation, biological process: DNA replication initiation. Gene Ontology annotation, cellular component: DNA replication preinitiation complex. Lineage: Eukaryota; Fungi; Ascomycota; Pichiomycetes; Pichiales; Pichiaceae. The transcript has a single exon. Bases 1 to 2136 code for a protein of 711 amino acids.
AUGAAACCGAAUUCACAAGCUACGGUUGAUUCGGAUCAGGUAUGCAGAUUCCGUGUGCACUCAUUGGCCUAUUCGAUCCCUAAUAGCAAUGAUUUUUUAAUAGAUGUGAUCAAAAUGAUUGAAACUCCAUACAAAUUAAUCUCGAACAAAAUUGUUAAAGCUUCCGAGAUUGUGGUUGGUGAAUCAAUAUCAGGUUUACUAAUGGGGUCUGAAACAGGACGGGGACUUCCUUCAUUCCUUGUGUCCAUAACAUCAGGUGGUGAGGUUAUACGAAUAAGCUCUACACUGGGUAUCUUGUUUCCUGGGUCUGUCGCUAGCAUAUGGCAUCUUUACUCCCUAAAUGAUGACGUUUGCCUCGAAGAAUUGAUGCGGUCAACAACGUCUGAAUCGCCGCAGGAACAAUAUUUGCCAACGGAGACUUAUAGCUUUACUAAGCUUGACGGAUGCAGACUGAAAAAACAUCCGAUAAAUCAAGCAUACCGUUUGAAGAUGCGCCCUCCACAGCCAACAAUUUCUGAUUUGAGUGGUAUACCUGCAAAGUUGACCAAUGUUGAUCCUCAAGAAUUUCUUGCCGAAAGGUAUUUUACCACCUUAUACAACACGACGAUUCCAUUGCAAUAUUUUACAAAAACUGCUUUGUCCCGGAUGCAUGUAUUGUCGCAUUCGAACGAGAAGCUCGCAAUAGAAUCAAUCAGUAAACUUCUGAUUUUGACAAUGUCCGAAUUCAAUGAGCGAUUCAGUUUCACUUCCGAAAAUGUCACAAUUCAAGAUGAUCAUUUGCUUGAUCCUGAUGAAUUUCGCUAUAGAAAGGAAUAUCUUCACAAUUGCGCUGAUCUCGAAAAUCGUCACUUGAAAGAGCAUAUGAGCGCUCUUAAAUACAGAGAGGCGAAGUUGCAAGUUGUUUUGAAUCUCGAAGUUCUAAGACUGAUUGAGAAUGAGAACGGUCAAGCUUCGAUCUCAGAGAAGAAGCCUAAGCCCAUGAAGAAGCAAUCUCUUGUCGGAAGAAAGAAAAGGUUAGUUCCCACGCUGGUAGGUACAAUGGUUCCGCUACAGACACAGUUCACAACAGACUUGCGUCAAUCUUCAGGGUUUCAUCCUAAAUCGCGCUUAUCAGCGUCUAUGGUUCAAAUGAAUAUCAACGCUUUAGUUGAUCAACUCUGUGUAGCUGAUGCUAUUUCAGGGCACUCGCAUGCAGAUGAUGAAUCAACAUUCAAGUUUCUAAUGAACUGUGUGAUACCCUAUUUCCAAAAGGUACAUCCGAAUAUAUUGAAAGAGUUGGUCCGCAAAUCUAGAGGACCAUCAGUUUCUAGGAGCUCCAAGAAAAUGCAUGAUCCAAAAAAUAGCCUUAUUGAAAGGCAGGCCAAAUCAGAGAAAGUCACAGCAGCCUUGAGCGAUCCAAUCGACCUGUCCGACUUCAAAAUCAAAAGAAAGCCUUCUAGUUUAGGAACUUGUCAUGAUUUAUCAAGGAAAACAUUUGAGAUGGUUAAAAGCACUUCGUUUUCACAGACUUCGUCAAGCAUCUCCCAACCAGGUUCAUUAUCGCAAUCUCAGAGUGAAAAUCAAAUGGCCUUUUCUCAGAAUGAAAAGAUUUCCAAUUCUGGGACUGCUAUAUUCAGUCAUCGUCGAAGGAAGAAAGAUGCCAAGGCAGAUUCACAGAAGCUAGAGCUUAAAAGAUCUUAUACAGAAAUUGAAGCUACGCCUGUGAAGAAAUCAAAAAACUUCCCGAUCACAAUUAUGAACUCUGGAACUCCUACAGGAAAUCGUAGAAUAACGACUCCUUUUGGAAGUGAUACUGAAUUAGCGAAGGAGACAGAACUAUUCACUCCGACGAAGUCCCAAUUCAAAGUCGACCCAACCGUUAAUGAGCUGAAAGAUACCCUAUCGAACACCGCCUUACCGCAGCUCACAUCUCCCAAUUGUUGCUCAAAAGAUAUCCUGAUCCAGGGUGCAAAGAUGACUAGAGCGGCUUCAUCGUCAUCCAAUUUUGAUGUUCCAAUGGCAUUUGUAUCUCCUGUCAAGCCAGGAGAUCCUAUUCCUCCGCAAUCAUCGCCAUACUAUACACAUCGAGUGCAAACGAACAUUGCACAAACGGUCAAAGUCCCACGACCCACGAAUAGGAAACUAAGUUUCAAUUGA